UCAGCUGACGUCAUAAGUUUAUGCAAAUUUGGUUUCCGCCAUGUUGGUGCCCAUGCGAGGUGUGAAAUUAUAUGGAAAUGUAUGCCAUUUCUGAGCGCUCGCGUUCAAAGUCUUCAAAUAAUUCAUCUUUCCAAUGGAUAUUUCCCAAGAAAACGACCCAAAAUCACAAGGUCAGAUACCAGUGCUUUCAUCCUACGCAAAUAACCUCGAAAGCCACGUCCGAGAGCGCUAUUUGAAGAAAAUUUCUGUGGUUGGCGUAGAUCCAGCGGCCAUACCGAGCGAGCAGUUCAGUUCAGAAUGUUUGCCUCCUAUAGAAGUCUCGGACUUGCUGUCCUAUUUAGUUUUGGAGACAAGCUAUUACACAAACAAGCAGUUCAAGGCCUUCAAAAGUUUGGAGGCGUACAAUCAGAUGGUUUCUGGAUUUGUUGCGUCAGUUCAAGGGAAAGAAAUAGCGGGCAAGAUUGUUGUUGUGGCCAAGGUGAGACAUUCGCAGCGAAUGAACGAUCCUCUUGUGAACAUUUGGAUCAUUGUAGAAAAGGACGGCACCAUUAUUUCUGCCCAUUGCUUAGGCUGCAAGGCAGGACUAGCUGAAUCCUGUUCCCAUGUAGCGAGCGUGAUGUUUUACAUCGAAGCUGUGACACGGAUUCAAGGAAAGCUCGCCUGUACUCAAACAAAAUGCACGUGGAUUUUGCCAACAUAUGUCAACGAAGUACCAUAUGCAAAGGUAAGGGACAUUGACUUUUCCUCGGCAAAAAAACUCAAAAGCUCGCUUGAACAGAAAAUCGAGACAUCACAUCAAAAUACUGGCGAAGGAAGCAAAAUCCUGGACGAACGGUGUGAUCAAACAUUUAUAUCUAAUGCGAUUCCAUCAGAUGGGGAAAUGCAGCAGGUCUAUGCCAAGCUAAACGCUUGCAAAAUCAAAGCUGUAGCACUUAGCUUAAUUGAUCCCCAUGCUGACCAAUUUAUUGAUGAAAGCCGCACACUGCCAAUCAUUCCUGAUUUAUUUGAAACGAAAAAUCUUGAGCUGGAUUACCCGGAAUUAAUCAAAAUGUGUGUUGAGGUAACAUUGGGUGUUUCUGAGGAACACAUCAGAAAAGUAGAAAUCAGCACACGAACUCAAGCAAGUGGUUCUGGUUUUUAUAGACAUCGUGCUGGUAGAAUUGGUGCAUCUCAGUGCUUUUCAGCCUUUCACACAAACCUUGCCCAGCCCUCCCAGUCUUUGAUAAAGACAGUUUGUUAUCCAAGCCUCUAUAAAGUCAACACUAAAGCUACGAGGUAUGGGCAGAAGCACGAAGUCGAUGCCAUAAAGGCAUAUGAAGCAUCCAUGAAAGCUCGUCAUGUGAACUUAGAAGUCAAGAAGUGCGGGUCAUUCAUCAACCAAGAGAAUCCAUUUCUUCAUGCCACUCCUGACUUUCUCGUGUCAUGUGACUGUUGUGGAAGUGGAUGUGGGGAAGUUAAAUGUCCAGUAGUCAUCAUUGACAGCAACUUUGAUGACUAUGUUCAACAUAAAAAUUCCUGCCUGGAAAAAGUAAAUGGGAAUUUACAGCUGAAACAGAGCCACAGCUACUACUAUCAAGUACAGCAGCAGCUUUUCUCAGUUCCAGAUCUUCAGUAUGAUGACUUUGUGGUGUAUGCCAUUGAUAAGGCAAAAAACACUCACUUGUUUGUGCAGCAUGUAUAUCCAGAUGUGCAGCACUGGAACUCUGUUUUGCCUAAACUAGAAACUUUCUGGAGAAUAUGCAUUCUCCCAGAGAUUUUGGGACGGUGGUACACCCGAAGGUGCACACUACCACCUACAUUACCGAGCAAGGAUGCCAUUUGUUUUUGCCGAAGAGAAAGAGACGAGGACAGCAUUUUGUGUAGUAACAGUGACUGCCCUUAUCAAAGGCUUCACCCUUCUUGUCUCUCUCUCACCUCCAUUGCAAUGCCAAAGACCUGGUACUGCCCUCACUGCUGCAGACUGCCUCAGUUCAAGAGGAAAGGGAAUACCAGAAAAUCCCCAAGACCUACUGUUGUGUCAGAUCAAGCAGUAAUGAAACAUGACAGCAUUUGUAUUUGCAAGGCAAAGCCUACCCCUACAGACAAGUUAGUUGAGUGCCAUGGAGAAAGCUGCACAAAUGGAAAAUACUUCCACCUUGCUUGUCUUGGUUUGAAGCGAUAUCCAAACAAUCACAGAACAACCUGGAAAUGCCCUCCAUGCAAAAAGGUCACCCCUGCCCAAGCUAAUGACACCUUUAUCACUUGUUCUUCUUCAUCAGAUUCCUCCAGUAGUGAGGAUGAAAGUGAUGUUGUCAUUACGAAAGUCCUCCAGGGUGAAACUGGUAAGACCAGUGCAUUAGCAAAUCUAUCGGACAACCAUUUUGAUUUAAUUGUUAAUCCUACUGGAUGGCUGGACUGUGAUAUCAUCCAACAAGCCCAUGUAUUAUUAAAACAGGAGAAUCCGACAAUCGCAGGUUUUCAGCGACCGACACUUGGCCCCGUUAGAAAUUUUGAUGUUGUUAGUGGUGAAUUCGUUCAAAUUUUGCACACUGGGAACGAUCAUUGGGUGUGUAUUAGCUCAAUAGGAUGUGUGCCUGGACAUGUAAACCUUUUUGAUAGCCUCUAUCAUGACUCAGUCAUUAUUCAAGAAGUAGAGGAACAAACAAAUGAUUUAUUAGGGGGACGCUUGAUUGCUCUUGACCCAAAGCCAGUGCAGCAACAAACAAAUGGCAGUGACUGUGGGGUUUUUGCAGUUGCAUUUGCUACCU
Stylophora pistillata is the source of this 2747-nucleotide messenger RNA. RefSeq lists its product as uncharacterized. Lineage: Eukaryota; Metazoa; Cnidaria; Anthozoa; Scleractinia; Pocilloporidae. The record is from RefSeq and is a predicted model, not a curated record.